Anthostomella pinea is the source of this 249-nucleotide messenger RNA. The record is from the annotation of a GenBank genome assembly. Lineage: Eukaryota; Fungi; Ascomycota; Sordariomycetes; Xylariales; Xylariaceae.
AUGGCUUUCAUCGGUCAGAUUAUCGAGGCUUUACCGAGUCGCGACGCUCCAAAUGCAGCAAAGCCAAGCUCUAGGUCAGUCUUGGGCGCCGCAGCUACUUUAACAGCGGCCGCUGGUGCCUCUGUCGCGGCUUAUGGGAUGCAACAGGCUAAGAACCGCAAACACCGGGGUUCGGAGGCCAAACGAGAAUCAGAUCGACUGGGAGUUGACGACCAGCAAGAUGUGGAAGAGGUUCAAGUCCUUCCUUGA